GCGGCCUUUUUCAAAUCGAAAGACCGCCGGAACGAUGAGCAGCCCAGACGAAGCUGACGUCGAGAUGGACGCGUCCACGGCGGAGGAGCAUCGCCUCAACGAGUCAACACCGUCGAAUGGUGGACAUGAAGAUGUUGACAUGGACGAUGACGACGCAGAGAAUCCUCCGUCAACACCUCCGCAACAAAAGAAACAACCUGAUACCAACGGUGUGGAUGAACUCCCGAAUGCUCUCUCGACCCCAGUACCAACAACUCCCAUCAAUCGAAGGAGCUUGCUAACUCCCUUUGCCGCAUCUGUCGGUGUUCCUUCGACUCCCCAACACUCAGCACCAGCGAAGGACACUCCUCGGCUCAUGAUCAGCAAACUUGCCGUCGAGAAUUUCAAAUCGUACGCGGGUGUCCGUGAAAUCGGCCCAUUUCACAAAUGUUUCAGCUCUGUCGUGGGCCCCAACGGCAGUGGUAAGAGCAACGUCAUCGACGCACUGCUCUUCGUGUUUGGGAAACGGGCCAAGAAGUUGCGUCUAUCUAAAGUAUCAGAACUGAUCCACAAGAGCUCCAACUUUCAAAACCUCAAGGAAGCGCGCGUGUCUGUAUACUUUCAGGACAUCAUCGACACUGGAGAUGGCGACGAGGACUACACUGUCGUACCUGGUUCACAGUUAGUUGUCACGCGCACGGCCAACAGCGCGAAUCAGAGCAAGUACUUUCUCGACGGCCAAACGUCAACGUUCACAGAAGUCACGGCGCUGCUUCGCCAACGCGGCAUCGACCUCGACAACAAUCGUUUUCUCAUCUUGCAGGGCGAAGUUGAGCAGAUUGCGAUGAUGAAGAGCAAGGCCGACGGCCCGCACGACGAGGGGUUAUUGGAGUACUUGGAAGAUAUUAUUGGGUCGAACAAGUACGUAGAACCGACUGAAGCUGCGUUGAAGCAAGUCGAAGCGUUGAACGAAGAUCGCGUGGAAAAACUCAACCGUGUUAAGGUCGUUGAGAAGGAAAAGGGCAACUUGGAAGACGCAAAGGCCGAAGCACAGGAAUACCUAGAGAAAGAGCGCGAAGUCUACCUCAAGACGAACCUCAUGUUCCAGUACUUUGUCCACGAGUCGACGGCCAACCACGCCGAGUGCCAAACGAAACGCGAUGGGAUGCAAGCCAAAGUGAACAAGGAAAUGGCGCGCAUGGCUGAACACCGCGCCGCGCUCCAAGUAAUGCAAGGCGAAUAUGACAAAGUCCAUGCUGCGUACGCCACUGUAAAGGCUGACAUGGAGACGGUCGAGGCCGAGUUUGCCGAGUUCGAGAAGCGUGACGUGCAAGUCCGCGAAGAAAUCAAAUUUGCGAAAAAGCAGGUCAAAGAUCACGACGCGUUAUACGCCAAAGAACAAAAGAAGCAAGCGGAUUUAGAAGCUACUAUCGAAGAUAACGAGGCCAAGCAGCCUGGCCUCGAAGGAAGCAUUGAAGACGACAAAGCAUCGCUGCAAGCUGCGGAACAGAAGCUCGAAGACAUGAUUGAAAGCCACAAAGAAGAGUCGGCACGCCUUCGUGAAAUCAUGGAGGAAAAACAGAGCGCGAUGCUGCCUUUCACACAAGAAGUGCUCUCGAUGCGAGCUAAUAUUGACACUUUGGAGACUGAAAUGUCGUUGUUACGGGAGUCGACGACUCAGGCCAAGGAAGACUUGGCUCAAUCCAAGCAAGCAAUCAAAGUGGCGGAGAGGUCAAUCGUGGAUAUCAAGGCAGAAGCAUCGUCAAUGGAAAAUGAACUGCGCACGAUGCAAUCACGAUUGAAGGAAGCCAAGGCGGAGCUCUCUGAAGCCCAAACCCAAGAAUCCACCCUCAACAAAGACUACCAACUCGCGCGGGCCAAAGCAGACGAAGCGACACACUCGAUUCAGUCGCAUGCGACGCAAAACCGCAUGCUCAAGAGUUUGAUGAACGCGACGAAACCUGGCUUUGAGCUUGAACAUGCCGGUCUCCUCGGCCGACUGGGCGAUCUGGGGGCCAUCGACUCCAAGUACGACGUCGCCAUUUCCACGGCAUGUGGCGCAUUGGACAACCUCGUCGUGGAGACUACUCAUGGCGCGCAGCUGUGCGUCGCGUACCUUCGCCAGCACAACCUGGGUCGUGCUACAUUCAUCAUAUUGGAAAAAAUGACGUACCUUCACAAUAAAUGCCAAGGCGACCGGUUCAACGCACCCAUCCCACGCCUGUUUGACCUUGUCCGCGUCUCCAAGGAUAAAUUUCGACCGGCGUUUUACUUUGCUCUGCGAGACACCCUUGUCGCCAAAAAUUUGGAUGAAGCUACGAGUAUUGCGUACCAAGGCCGCAGCGCGAAGUACCGCGUCGUGACGUUGGACGGGCAAAUGAUUGAACUGAGCGGAGCUAUGUCUGGGGGCGGCAAUCGCGUGCGUCGUGGUGGCAUGUCGAGUGAGUUACAGAGCAACAUAUCGGCAGAAGACCUCGCCGCCCUUCAAAAGGAGGCUGAAUCACUCAAAUCUACUCUGUAUAAUAUUCGAAAUGCCCGCUCCAACAUUGAGCAAGAAGUGCGACGGCUGGAGGACACGAUCGAAGGCCACACACGACGAUUGCCGAAGAUGGCAAUGGAAAUUGAAGCGGCCAACUCAAGAGCCAUGAGCUUGGCAGAACGGGUCAAGAUUUUGGAGAAGAAGGUCCACUUAACUCCCGAAGAAAACAAGAAGCUCAAGGCGCUGGAAAAACAGGUCAAGACGCUCGAGGUCGAGCGGGCGUCCAAGCAAGCAAAUGUAGACUCGAUGCAAGCCGAAGUUGACCAACUAAAACAGAAAAUCCUCAACAUCGGUGGGGUACCGCUCAAACAACAGCGUCAAAAGGUGGAAGAACUGACCAAGUCAAUCGACACGCAGACGAAAGCGUUGACGAAACUUCGCGUGGAUGUCAAGGCGGCCAAGAAAGCGCUGGAAAAGUCGGCGGCGACUCAAGUCAAAAUGGAAAAGGACAAGGCCGAUAACAUUGCCAAGCUGGAAAAGCUUCGUGCCGAAUACAAACAAAUCGAAGAUAGCGCGGCGGUAGUGUGUGACAAGCACGAAGCUGCCAAGGCACUUCUCGAGGAACAUUCAAGUGUGUUGGAUGACAAGCGCAAGGAGUUUGAUACGCUCAAGAAGACUGUGGACGGCCUGGCAUCGGCCGAAGUCGACCUGUUGAGCCAGCUCGACGAAUGCGAAAAGCUUCUCGCCGACAACGAGGAAAAGGUUAAGUACUGGACUGGCAAGUUGACCGAGUUGCACACUAAAUACGAACGCGACGAAGAAGAUUUCAACCUGUUGCUGGAUUCAAAUGAAGCGCUGACGGAAACAGUCGUCAAUGGCCUUCCGACAAUUGAUCCUUCCGACUUGGAAAGAUGCAACAAGGAGCAGCUCAAGUACGAAAUCUCCAUCUUAGAGCAGCAACGCGACGAACUCAAAGAGAAGGUCAACAUGAACUCGAUUGCCGAGUACAAAAAGAAGGAAAAGGAACAUAUGUUGCGAAUGCAGGACCUUGAACAAGCCACGGAAGCCCGCGAUAGCCAGCGCCGCGCGUACGAGGAGCUUCGGCGGCUGCGUCUCGACGAGUUCAUGGCUGGGUUCCGCGUGAUCACGCUCAAAUUGAAAGAAAUGUACCAGAUGAUCACGUUGGGUGGGGAUGCCGAACUAGAACUGGUGGACUCUCUCGACCCGUUCUCUGAAGGUAUUGUGUUCUCUGUGCGGCCAUCCAAGAAGAGCUGGAAGAACAUUUCAAACCUGAGUGGGGGCGAAAAGACCCUCGCCUCGCUCGCCCUCGUCUUCGCAUUGCACCACUACAAGCCGACGCCGCUGUACGUGAUGGACGAGAUCGACGCUGCGCUGGACUUCAAAAACGUAUCGAUCGUGGCCAACUACAUCAAGCAACGCACGAAGAACGCUCAGUUUAUCAUCAUCAGUCUACGUAACAACAUGUUUGAGCUCGCCGAUCGACUUGUCGGUAUCUACAAGACGAACAACACGACUAAGAGCGUCACAAUCAACCCAAAGCACUACGCAACGCCCGCACCGCCACCACCGACGCCUCGCACUCCUCUGAAGACUCCGCGGCUCCAUCCGCCUCCAUCGUCGUCACAGACAUAAACUUAAUUCAGCCCUCAUGUCAAGAUCAAUCAAACAUGCGUGCCGUCUCUCCCGUCCACCCACCAUAAAAGCGCUCACUGCACAAAUAUUAGCAAAGCUCCA
Molecule: messenger RNA, 4213 nt
Organism: Aphanomyces invadans
Lineage: Eukaryota; Oomycota; Saprolegniomycetes; Saprolegniales; Verrucalvaceae
Exons: 1
Coding region: 35-4111 (1358 amino acids)
Biological process (GO): mitotic chromosome condensation
Cellular component (GO): chromosome
Molecular function (GO): ATP hydrolysis activity; protein binding; ATP binding
Source: RefSeq, a predicted model, not a curated record